AUGGAUUUGCGUAAAUGGGUUUGGAGUGUGUGUGUAGUGUUUGGCUCAGUGCUCUUUGUCAGUGAACACGUGUGUUGCUCAGGUGUGGUGUGUGAAGGGUCCUGGGAAGUUCCUCGCUUUGACGGCUGGUACAACAGUUUGGGACAUCCCAGACGCGGAGUGGCCGGGUCUCGUCUCGUGCGCCUCGUGCCCGCGCAGUACUGGGACGGGGUGCUGCAGCCCGUCCACGAGCCUCUUCUCCCGAACCCGCGCGCGCUGAGCCGCGUGCUGACCGCCGGGACCCCCGGGCUGCCCUCCACCCGCAACCGGACCGUGCUCGCGCUCUUCUUCGGUUACCAUGUUGCUUUUGAAAUUUUUAACUCAAGAGCUCCUGGCUGCCCCCCUGAGUUCAUGAACAUCGCGGUCCCUAGAGGUGACCCAGUCUUUGACCCCUCUGCAACUGGAAAAGCCCUGCUGCCCUUCCAGAGAGGACCGUGGGACAAAGAAUCUGGACAGAGUCCCAGUAAUCCUCGCACGCCGGUUAACCUUGUGACUUCGUGGAUCGACGGCAGCUCCAUCUAUGGUCCUUCCACUUCCUGGUCUGACUCCCUGAGGAGUUUUUCUGGAGGACUCUUGGCUUCAGGCUCUGAGUGGAACAUGCCAAGGAAGGGAGGAGAACGCAGUCGCAUGUGGAGCGCUCCAGAUCCCUCUACCGGAGAACACAGACCUGAAGGCCUUUAUGAGUUGGGAAACGCCUGGGCCAAUGAGAACGUCUUCACGGCAGCAGAGGGGAUUAUCUGGUUUCGCUACCACAAUUAUGUAGCCUCCAAGCUGCACAGAGAAAACCCGGCGUGGUCGGACGAGAGGCUGUUUCAAAACGCCAGGAAGAUCGUCGUGGCCACGUUCCAGAAUAUUGCUCUUUAUGAAUGGCUGCCUGCAUACCUCAACGACAAAAAGCUUCCUCCUUACCCAGGUUACCAGAAAUUUGUUGAUCCAGGCAUCUCUCCCGAGUUUGAGGCAGCUGCUAUCAGAUUUGGUAUCACUAUGGCGCCCUCUGGUGUGUAUAUGAGAAACAGAACCUGCCAUUUUCGGAGGAUUAUUAAUGUUGAUGGAAGCACAUCACCAGCGAUGCGCCUUUGCAACAACUUUUGGAAGCGAAAGGAAUCCAAUUUGCAGACGGGUGAGGAUGUGGAUGACCUCCUCUUGGGCAUGGCCUCCCAGAUUGCAGAGAGAGAAGACAAUGUAGUAGUGGAGGACCUUAGAGACUAUAUGUACGGACCCCUGAGGUUCACCCGGACAGAUCUGGUGGCGCUGACCGUCCAGCGAGGACGAGACUUCGGUCUGCGAAGUUAUGCUGAGAUCAGAAAAGCUCUGGAUCUGCCUCCUGUGGCAACGUUUGAAGAUCUGAGUCCUGAGCUCAACAGCAGCGACCCGCAGUUGCUCCGUGAUGUUGCGGAGCUGUAUGGCGGCGAUAUCUCCAAGCUGGAGCUCUUUCCUGGAGGAUUGCUGGAAUCCAGUGGCGGUCCGGGUCCAGUUUUCUCAGCUAUAAUCUUAGACCAGUUUGAGCGUAUCAGGAACGGAGACCGCUUCUGGUUUGAGAACAAGCAGAAUGGUUUGUUUACUGAGGAGGAGAUCCGGUGGGUUCGCAGCACGACGUAUCACCGCGUCCUGAUGGCAGUCACGAAUGCAGAGGCCAGCGACGUACAGGAUGAUGUCUUCUUCUGGAGGGACGGUGACCCCUGUCCUCAGCCCGCACAGCUGAAUGCGUCAAUGCUCCAUCCCUGCACUAAUGCUACAAAACGUAAUUACUUUGAUGGGAGCCACGCCGGCUUUGGGAUAUUUAUCAUUGUUCUGCUGCUCUUUCCCGUCGUGAGUUUUCUCGUGGCCUGCAUGGUGGCGUAUCUCCGGAAGUACAGGUACAGGAAAUUCCAGAGAAGAAGAAAAGCCGGCGACAGAACAGAGGAGCCGGCUGUGGGAAUCUCUGCGUACGAGUGGCAGGGCCCCAGAAGCCAGCUGCACCCUGUGAGCGUGUGGGUCAGUGAGAAGGGGAGGCUGCAGGUCUCCGACGGCGCCGGCUCCGCUCACCGCUGCCUCUGCCUGGGAAGCCAGCGCUACCUGGACGUCCUCCUGUCCAGCGACCGCCACCGCAGAGCUCUGCUGCUCAAAGUCUCUAAAGAGUAUGACCUGGUGCUGUUUUUCGAUGACGAGAGCAAACGCACGGAGUUCAUCAAGCAUCUGUGCCAGGAGGUGACAGACAUCAGGCAGGAGAUUAGAGUGAAGGAGAUGAGAGAGAAGGAACUGCUGAAGGAGGCUUUAACCCGGGAGCAGAGGGCUCAGAUUGUGGAAACUUUCAUCCGACACGCUUUCUCCCAGGUGUUGGAGAUAGAGAAGUGUGACGCCGGUGACAUGAGUGGCGUUUCCCGCAAGAAAGCCAGAGAGGUCCUGCAGUGCGAGCUGACGGCGUCAGAGUUCGCUGACGCACUCGGUCUCAAACCCGACUCCCUGUUCGUGGACUCCAUGUUCACACUGGCCGAUAAAGACGGGAACGGCUACCUGUCCUUUCAGGAGUUCCUCGAUGUGAUCGUUAUCUUUAUGAAAGGUUCCCCGGAGGAAAAAUCCAAGCUCAUGUUCUCCAUGAACGACAUCGGAGGAACGGGCUUCUUAUCUAAAGAGGAAUUUGCCCGGAUGCUCAGGUCCUUCAUUGAAAUCUCCAAUGGCGCUCUGUCAAAGCGCCAGGCAGAGGACGGGAUCAAGGCCAUGAUUCAAGCUGCGGGCUUUGAUAACAAGGAGAGGAUCUCGUGGGAAGACUUCCAUUUCCUCUUGCGGGACCACGAGAAGGAGCUCCAGUUCGCUCAGCUCAAUGUCAAAGGGAUGGAGAAACAAGGCAGGAAGCGGCUGAGCCGGGACCAGAGGGUGUCGUUUAUAAUUCCUGCAAACAGCAAGAUAGAGGGACCAGAGCUGCGCAGACGAAAAAAGAUGAACGUCAAUACUCCGAACGUGUACGUGAAGCCCAAGCGUGAGAAGUACAUCAAGAACCCUGUGCGGCAGAAAAUCCAGCAGUUCAAACGUUUCAUUGAGAAUUAUCGGCGUCACAUCGUGUGUUUCACCGUCGUCUACGGCAUCGCGGCUGGAGUGACGCUCGACCGAUGUUACUACUUCGGUCUUCAGGCCGAAGCCACAGGCGUUCCCGAGACGUCGGCGGUGGGCAUCAUCGUGUCCCGGGGCUCGGCAGCCACCAUCUCCUUCCUGUUUCCCUACAUGCUCCUCACCGUGUGCCGCAACCUCAUCACGCUGUGUCGGGAGACCUUCCUCAACCGAUACAUCCCCUUCGACGCUGCCAUCGACUUCCACCGCUUCAUGGCCAUGACGGCACUCCUCUUCUCCGUUAUUCAUACUUUGGGACACGUGGUCAACAUCUACAUCUUCUCCAUCAGUGAUCUCAGCAUUCUGUCCUGCCUGUUUCCCAAAGUCUUUUCCAACAACGGAUCUGAACUUCCUCUCAAGUGGUCCUGGUGGUUCUUUCAGACUGUUCCCGGAAUCACCGGCGUCUUGCUUCUUUUCGCUUUAGCGUUCAUUUACAUUUUUGCCUCACGCUAUUUCCGUCACAUCAGCUUCCAGGGCUUCUGGGUCACUCAUUACCUCUACGUUGUGGUGUACAUUCUGACAGUAAUUCAUGGCACUUACGCUCUGUUUCAAGAGCCUCGUUUCCACAUCUACCUCAUCCCCCCUGCGCUCCUCUUUCUCCUGGACAAGCUCAUCAGUCUCAGCAGGAAGAAGGUGGAGAUCCCCGUGGUCCGAGCCGAGCUGCUGCCUUCAGGCGUGACGCAUCUGGAGUUCAAGCGGCCGCAGGGCUUCGUGUACCGUUCAGGCCAGUGGGUCCGCAUAGCGUGUCUGAAGCUCGGCACAGAUGAGUACCACCCAUUCACUCUGACGUCGGCGCCUCACGAAGAGACCCUGAGUCUGCACAUCCGCGCCGUGGGGCCCUGGACCAGCCAGCUCCGAGAGCUCUACACCGAGGAGCGCGUCAUCGAGCAGGGCUUCUACCCAAAGCUGUAUCUGGACGGCCCGUUUGGUGAGGGCCAUCAGGAGUGGAUUGACUUUGAGGUGUCGGUGUUGGUGGGAGGAGGAAUUGGAGUCACCCCUUUCGCUUCCAUCCUGAAAGACCUGGUGUUCAAGUCCUCCAUCAAGUCCAAGAUCCUGUGUAAGAAGGUGUAUUUCAUCUGGGUGACGCGGACGCAGCGCCAGUUUGAGUGGAUGUCAGACAUCAUCAGAGAGGUGGAGGAAGUGGACACACAGGAGCUGGUGUCCGUCCACACCUACAUCACCCAGGUGGCCGAGAAGUUCGACCUACGCACCACCAUGCUGUACGUGUGUGAGCGCCACUUCCAAAAGGUGUGGAACCGCAGUCUGUUCACCGGCUUGCGCUCCGUCACUCACUUUGGCCGCCCGCCUUUCGUGUCCUUCUUCAGUUCACUGCAGGAAGUUCAUCCUGAGGUGGGUAAGGUGGGCGUGUUCAGCUGCGGCCCCCCGGGACUCACCAAGAACGUGGAGAAAGCCUGUCAGCAGAUGAAUAAGAAGGAUCAGGCCCACUUCAUACAUCACUACGAGAACUUCUGA
Salarias fasciatus (jewelled blenny) is the source of this 4596-nucleotide messenger RNA. It is a transcript of the gene duox, whose product is annotated as dual oxidase. The transcript is spliced from 33 exons. Gene Ontology annotation, molecular function: calcium ion binding; superoxide-generating NAD(P)H oxidase activity; peroxidase activity. The record is from RefSeq and is a predicted model, not a curated record. Lineage: Eukaryota; Metazoa; Chordata; Actinopteri; Blenniiformes; Blenniidae. The coding region runs from base 1 to 4596 and encodes 1531 amino acids. Gene Ontology annotation, biological process: response to oxidative stress; defense response; superoxide anion generation. Gene Ontology annotation, cellular component: NADPH oxidase complex; plasma membrane.